This is a messenger RNA of Bactrocera dorsalis (oriental fruit fly), 1682 nucleotides long. RefSeq lists its product as uncharacterized. The transcript has 2 exons. Bases 8 to 1444 code for a protein of 478 amino acids. NCBI's taxonomy places the organism in Eukaryota, Metazoa, Arthropoda, Insecta, Diptera, Tephritidae. The record is from RefSeq and is a predicted model, not a curated record.
UGUUACAAUGGCGUUCAACAAAUUAUGUGAUAUAACUGAUUUAAAAGGUGUCUGGCUAGGAACUGAGGACAAAAAGUUGUAUGAACUCCAAACAACUACAAAUGGAGAAGUUGGGUACACGACAGCUAAAGCAGUUUGUGUGCAUCCCUCCAAAGCUGCGCUUUUAAGAAAAAAGGUUCACAGCACCUCGUGUUUAAAUAAAGUGGCGCUCAACACUUCAACAUCAUCAGCUGAAUCUGUCGAGCAAUCACAUUCUCCACCUGUUGAUGAAUAUAAAGCUCCUCUUCAAAGAAAAAGAAAUGCGAAGUGUUCAACAAAAGCAGCAGUGACAAUGGUAACAACAGCCCAUGUAAGCACCAAAAAUGCCGCUAAAAUAUGCAAUGAAUUGUCCAAAGAAGGAAUAAAUAUAGCAACACCAACUCAAGCAGGUAUUCACAAAGCGAUGAUUAAAGCAGCGCUGAACUUGGAAAAAAAUUAUAAGAAUUCCUUAAGAGAUGACAUUUGGUGCAUUCAUUUCGACGGCAAGAAAUUUGGGAAGAAAGAAGUGCAGGCCGUGGUGUUAACAAAUGAAGCUAAGGAAGUAAGAAUAGCGGCAAUGGUUCUUGAAAACGGGAAAAGUUUGUCAAUUUUUGAAGGAAUAAGGAAUGUAUUGGAUAAAUUUAACCUUUGGAAUUCCAUUAAAAUGAUUGUUAGUGACACAACAAACAUUAAUACAGGGGUUAAAAGUGGAGUUGUUCGUUUACUGCAGAAUUGUUUUCAGGAAAAACAUUUGUCCCCACCGCAGUAUAUUGGAUGCCAACAUCAUGUAUUAGAUUUAAUUUUGAAGCAUGUGAUGAAUGAAGUACUAGGUGGAAAGUCGACAUCGCCAAACAUCAGUUAUGACAUAUUUACCGAAUUGAUUAUGAACUACGAAAACCUAAAACAAAACUACAAACAAAACGAAGAAAAGUUGAUCUUAAGAUCUAUUAAAUGGCGUGAUGACAUGCAAUUUUUAUAUGAACUAGGGCAAUAUUUUAAAUAUUAUGAAGUAAACGACAAGUUCCCAUACAUAAAAUUUAGAGUUUUACCAGCGCUCAGCAACGCUCGAUGGAAUUCUAGAGCUAUAUUAGCGAUUUUAACGUUCAUACUAAUACCGGAACACAGAAUACAACUUUUGCCAAUUUGCCAAUUCAUAUGCAGCGCAUGGUAUGAUGCUUGGUUCUCGGAUCACCGUUUUCAUAACAAUGAUUUUGAAAUAUUGGAAAAAUCCGUCAAGCAAUUCGAAACUGCGCAUAAGUGUUUUCUUAAACACUGGGUAAAGGAAGAUUCUGCCAUUCUGAAUUUAAAAAGAUCGAAUAUUUGCGCUGAAAGAGCCAUCAAAGUUAUUCAGGAAAUUUACCCUUUUUGUAAAUCUGAAUAUAGUUUAAAUCUUAAGUUUAUCUCAAAUAAUAUCAAAAUGAAUUAAAUAAUGAACUAAAACGUAUAUUUAUCAUAAAAAUGUAUUUGUCUUGUACUUAAAUUAGUCUUAUUGCUUCUAAAUCAAAAUUUGUCUUCUUCUUCUUCGCAUAUAACAUAUGAAUUUUUUCAAUUUAAAUUCUGCGUGAAGUUUUUGAAAUAAAUCGAAAAACUAAAAACGCAGUUAUCAUUUUUUUACUAUUCCUCAUCGUGUUAUGCCAUGUAAAGUAGGUGUUACAAAAAUAGAC